Molecule: messenger RNA, 5364 nt
Organism: Mus pahari (shrew mouse)
Lineage: Eukaryota; Metazoa; Chordata; Mammalia; Rodentia; Muridae
Gene: Dio2
Product: iodothyronine deiodinase 2
Exons: 2
Molecular function (GO): thyroxine 5'-deiodinase activity
Source: RefSeq, a predicted model, not a curated record
CGGAAUUGAAUGAAUUGAUGGGUACACUCCAACUGCUGGGCUGCAGAGACUGAACUUGGUCUUUCCAUUUCUGCUUCUUUCAAAGAAGAGACAAGUUGGGAUUCCUUCUAAUUUAGCUUUUCUCCCUCUCCCUCACCCCCCCCUCCCAACCUUCCCCUUGGUCCCCCACUUCUCUACCACCACCUUCCUUUGCAAAAAGACGGUGACCUGGGAAGCAGAGUGCCCAGGAGACUGACCGAGGAGGCAGAGAAGAUGGGACUCCUCAGCGUAGACUUGCUGAUCACCCUGCAGAUCCUGCCAGUCUUUUUCUCCAACUGCCUCUUCCUGGCGCUCUAUGACUCGGUCAUUCUGCUCAAGCACGUGGCGCUGCUUCUGAGCCGCUCCAAGUCCACUCGCGGAGAGUGGAGGCGCAUGCUGACCUCAGAAGGGCUGCGUUGUGUCUGGAACAGCUUUCUCCUAGAUGCCUACAAACAGGUUAAAUUGGGUGAAGAUGCUCCCAAUUCCAGUGUGGUGCACGUCUCCAAUCCUGAAGCAGGUAACAAUUAUGCCUCGGAGAAGACCGCUGAUGGGGCUGAAUGCCACCUUCUGGACUUUGCCAGUGCAGAGCGCCCACUGGUGGUCAACUUUGGUUCAGCCACCUGACCACCUUUCACUAGGCAACUGCCAGCCUUCCGCCAGCUGGUGGAAGAGUUCUCCUCGGUGGCUGACUUCCUGUUGGUAUACAUUGAUGAGGCUCACCCUUCAGAUGGCUGGGCAGUGCCUGGGGACUCCUCUCUGUCUUUUGAGGUUAAGAAGCAUCGGAACCAAGAGGACCGAUGUGCAGCAGCCCACCAGCUCCUGGAGCGUUUCUCCUUGCCGCCCCAGUGUCAAGUUGUGGCUGACCGCAUGGACAAUAAUGCCAACGUAGCUUACGGGGUAGCCUUUGAACGUGUGUGCAUCGUGCAGAGACGGAAAAUCGCUUACUUAGGAGGGAAGGGCCCCUUCAGCUAUAACCUACAAGAAGUCCGAAGUUGGCUGGAGAAGAAUUUCAGCAAGAGAUGAAUUCUAGAUUAGCUAGAUAAAAGUGUGAUUGUAAUAGAGUUUAUUAUUUUAAAAAAUAUGUAAAAGAAGUUGAGAACUGAACUGAAUCUAUUAUUUCAACUGAAUCCCAUUGCCUCACUGAAAGACGGGAACAUACCUGUCAGAAGAUCUUGAACCUCUUUAACAUCUCAAUACUUUCUCUAGUACACAAAUGACAUCUGGCUAAAUAGCAACCCUUUUACCUCCCUUCUGAGUGAAUUGAUCCAAACUGGAGUGCAAGAAACCUUGUUGCAGCCUGUGUUCAUUCUUGCUUGAGAAAGAAGUGAUCCUGUCCUGUGUGUGCUCUGGGACCAGAGGACCAAAAGUUCUCAGAAUACUUAUUAAGGGAACUACUACCUAUGAUCUGAUUAAGUGUAUUGUCUCAGCUUUAGUCACCAGAAACAAACCCAACUGGAAAGUCCCCCAAAUACAUACUUAUGAUGUGAUCUUGAAGCCAUGCCAUGCAGUUAGGACUGAAGUGUUAGUUCUAGCCAUGCAAUGUCCUGGUUACUCUCUGUAGCCCUGAAUUCUCAAGUACGACAAGCAAAGACAGAGGAAGCAGAGAGAUGAGGAAAUUGCAUAGUGUUUUUACCUGAAAGCGGUAGGUAAUGAGUGUUGUUCAAUCGCAUCAGCACCGAGGCAUGUGCACAGCUGGGAAAACAAAGGCGUUAACUAAAAAUAGCACAGGCAGGAUGCACAGGGAAAGGAGAUGUGUAGCAAUACCCCUCCGCUGAAAGGAAUUGGGUGUUGGCAAAGAUAAAGACAGGUGAACAUUUUUAAUGUGGAGAGAAGCACUUUAUGGGACUAAUUGAGAUAUACCCAUUUCAGUGGGUAAUACCGGUGCAGUGAAAACUCCAGGGGAUCUGCUGCUGAUGGGUUGUUCCUGCCAAAUUCCUACAGUCACAAUGCGACAUCCUGCUCCAUUCCUAACCUCUGUAGCGUUGUUUACUCUGGGUGCUGAGUGAAGGGUGUAAGAGGCAGGUACCCUAACCAUUCAGUUUCUGCCCUCUCCUCCAGUAGAAGAACUGUAAUGGUAAGGGAUUUCUUCACAUAAACACGAGAGCGAUUUAGUCUGAUAAUCCCUACCUGUAGUUUUGAGGGCUUACCCAACCUUAUUCUUGGUACCACAGGAAUUUGGUUAAAUUGAAUUUCCUUUGCCAUUUGAAUUUGGACUUGGUUCUUUUUUUUCUUCAACUGGGAUUAACCCAUUAGUUGACAUUUAAUAGCUGUGUACAUAACUAUGAUUGCAUCUAUGAAUCAUAUAUCUCUUAAAAUCCAAGAGACACAGCUACAAGCAAUACCUAAAGAUCACAACCUCAAAAAAAAAAAAAAAAAAAACCCACAAAACCCCAAACCAAAACACACCAACAGAUCAACCAAUGUAUUGUAAUUAUUUUUUUAAACUCAAAAAUGUUAAGAUCUCAACAUAUGGUUAUAGUUGCAUGUCAAAUCAAGGGUCUUAUGUCUAUUCCAUUCAAUAAUUAAACCAUAACAUUGAGUUAUUUGGAAAAAGACCAUUGAAAUUUAAAAGUAUGUUAUUAAAACAUUUUCCCCAAAUGUGGAAAAUAGGAAGUGGGUAUGCAUGAAACAAGAGUAUUGUUUUUAAAAAUGGGAGCAAGAAAUAAGUCAGACCGUCAGUCCAUAUAUAGGUUUAGCCAUGGAAGCAGCACUGUGGCUAAUGUUUUUGGCAGCAUCUAAGUUCUCCAGUGUUUUAAAUUCUGUAAAAGACACACCCACAAAGAAACAGCUGCUUUCCAAAAUGCAACAGCAUCUAAUGAACUUUUGUAGAAUCACAUUGAAGAUCGAUUACUUCAGACUCCUCAGGUGUUAAGGCCUUCAGUUGAGGCUUAUAAGUGGCCUGUCACUCAUCUUAAUCUUCAAAACGCUGUUGCAAUUGAUGCGGCUCCCUAAAGAGGUAACAUAGACCCACGCCGUCGUCCGCAAAUGACCCCUUUGGUUUCCAUGUGCGAUAGUGAAGCAGAAAGUCAGAGAGCGGGUGGGGGGAUGAGUUUUGGCUAAUGCCAUGCUAGUUGUCUGGGGAAAACGGAUAAUGGGGAGAAAUCGGCCAGUUGUGCUACAUUUUUAAAGAAAGAGAAGGUUGUGUGCACGUACUGUUUGUCUUUUGGAGGAUAGGUCAAUGGAGGAAGGAAGAAGAGGAAGCAAAUAUACAAAGAUCUAGGCUGACUGUCAGGGACACAGACGUGUUCAAAAGAGCAUGUCCAAAACACUGGAAGAAAAAACCUUCGAAGGGCCCAGGAAGAAAGUGAUUAGCAGAGCUCAGGAAUUUUACACUGUGUAGAAUGGGUUGGUCUCCCGGGUAUGAUAAGCCUGUAAUUGUAUAACCUAUUUAUCUCAAUGUAAACUUAUAUGAAUUCCUAUGACAUGCCCUUUAUACAAUUAACAAGAAGUCAUUCAUCCAGAGGUGAGAAAAAUCAAUGCUCAGCUACUGUGCUCACUCAGAGAUACUAUGAGGCUGUCAGCACCCACCUACCUAACAUGCCUUUUAUAAUGUAUAUUCUUCUGAAGAGUUAUAGCUGUAAUUCUCCCAAGGAAACACAAAUAUGUGUAUACAUACAUUCUUACAAGGACACACACACACACACACACACACACACAUCCCUUGGAGUUACUUUUCUUAGAACAUAAAGAUUUCUCACAUAGGAUAUGUUUACAUGGGGAAUAUCAGUUUAUACGUUCAAAUUCAAUUGGCCUGUCUACUACAAACUGAACUGGACUGUCUACUUUUGAAAUAGAUUCUCAGAACUUACCAUAGCACCUGGAUUUCUCAAACACUAAGUGUUUGAAAGACAUCUUAGACCUAUUCAAAACUCUCUUUAGUUUGUUGAUUAGAGGAAGUAAUCUGGACAAUGACUUUCUUGAAUGGGCAUGAAUGAAGAGCCUGCCCAGCAAAUGUAGACCUACUUCGUACAAAUUCAAUGGAUCUCUGUGGAGGCAAACCAGUCAUUGAUUGUUCUUGCUCCGUGUUGCCAAAGUGCCAAUCAUUUUAACACACUUGUUAACUUCAUUCGUGCUUUAGAUCUCUGCUCCUGUGGCAUUCAUAGAUUGUAUCCCCUGAUUUUUGGUAAUAUCAGCUUCUAAGUGGUCUAUUUAGUUGAAUUCUUCUAAUAAUCAAUAGACACUCGUCGAUCCCUCUGUCUGGAUGUAUUUGACUAUUUGGGAUUUUGAAUAAAAUUCAUAAAAUGUGGUGAGGUCACAGGUGGGGGGCUGCCUCACACAAACUACUGGAGGAGAAGGUGGGGGGACAACAUUGAUGCUUUUCAUAGAAUUCUCAGGUGGAUAGAAGCUGCCCUUGGCACGCCCUGUAGCUCAUCCACAGCCAGAGGGAUUUGCUGAUGUACCAGACUUCCCAUUAUGUAAAUCGUUAAGAGGAUCAACCUGGACAUUAGUUCCACCUGACCUCUGACUGAUGGUUUGGAAAAUAAGUUUAAUUAGAAUCCCUUGGCCACUGCGGAGAGGAAAAUUAGGCUGAUUUCUGUCCCACUGAAGGAUAAAGGAAGACUUAGGCUUGCACUUCCGCUUGUCAGAACAUGUUCAAUGCCAUCUCUCUUAGUGGAAAUUGACUGCGAGUCUUUAAAUUCCAGGAACUUUCUUUAUGAUAUAGCUCCAAACCAGAAACCCAAGUAUAUUUAGAUAUACUCCAACUUCUACCAUUGCCUUAAAUGUAGAAGCCAAACCUGCUCUUUUUAUGGACUUUCAGAAUGGGGCACAAAGGAUCACUUGCUGUAAGGUGACAGUAGUGUCUUGGGACCGUCUUGAGUCUCUUUAGGAAGGGAAGGAUCUGCAGCUUCGUGAGCUGGGAAAGUUGCUAACUGGGAGGAAUCAAUGCCCCCCACUCCACCCCCAGCCCCAAGGUCUGGGUUUAUAUAUUUGGAAAGAUUUGAAACAAAACUUCUGAUGCUCAGAAUGACUUUAGGAUGAACAAGCACUGGCUCUAUUCUUCAUACCCUGUGUUCUAGAUAACACCAGACACAAGGUCUCAGACUUAACAGACUCAGCUCUGUUCCAAGGUGAGUCUGAACCAGCAAAAAGCAAACACGUACAGAUAUCCAAACAAGACUGCUCACGCAAGCCAGGGCUUGCUGCCUGUCUCGGGCAGCAGCAUCAGGGCUCUAGGGAGUUCGUUUAAUAUUUACUGAGACUUUGGAGACCUAGCAGAUGUUUAAUGAAGUCACUAUUUUGGCUCAAACUGCCCUCCCCCAUCUGUCUUGAGAAAAAAAAAAAAAUUCAAACAGGUAAACAUCAAAAUGAAAGAGGCCCACAGAAGGGGAUGGGAAAUAAAUAAAA